Molecule: messenger RNA, 1222 nt
Organism: Plectropomus leopardus (leopard coralgrouper)
Lineage: Eukaryota; Metazoa; Chordata; Actinopteri; Perciformes; Serranidae
Source: RefSeq, a predicted model, not a curated record
CAAGCAUCAGCAAACUUUGUGAGCACAACAUAUUUUGAGCACAACAUAUUUGAUUGCAUGUUUUGAGGCAGCAGGAAUCAGAACAACAAUGAUGAUCACAGUCCACUUCACUUUGCUCCUGCUCUGGGUUACACAAGAUUCUGUGAGCUGUCUUCACACAACAACACCCAUUGGUUUCUUGGCUGUAGCAUUAGGGGACUCUCUUACAUUAAACUGCACCUACAAUUGCUCCACUGGAUUUAUUCGUGGCUGUUGGAGUAAAGCAUCAGAUGACUCUGUCUGUCACGGGACAUUCAGCAAAAACUUUUGCACAACAUCCCUUCAUCUAUCAAAUGUGUCCACUGAAGAUCUCGAGAAGAACUACACUUGCUACACACAAGCCACAGAUGACCCGCUAAUUCCACAAAAAACAGAGCGGAUUGUUUUACUGCAACUGAAAGCUCAAACAAGCACCCCAAACUGGACAGUUGCCCCAAAGACUGGAACUAAAAAUGCAUCUCUUCCUGCUAUGCCAAAAUAUUCAAGUGGAGGAGAAUUUACUGGAAUUAAGGUUUUAGCAACAGUUACGGUUGCUGUGGCCAUGGUGCUUGCAGCAUUGGCUGUUUACUUGUGUCUGAACCGGAGCAGACAGAGCUGGGAUGAUAAAGGGGGGGCUGUUGUGUCAAGGUCUGGCUCGCCACUGCCAACUCACGCUGUCCCCUCGCCAGUGAAGGGGUCACUUUCAACACAAAGUGAAAGAGUGACUUUGAGAAUUCCUACAUCAGACAAUGAGAGCGACACUGAGGUUCCAUACGCUGACAUAAUGAUCACUGUCCGAGGUGUCAGUACACCAGAGCUCACCCAGGUCUGCUACUUGACUCCUGGAGAUCAAAAAGAGUGGUGGGGAGAUGAAUCCAGGUGUCACCUACAUGCCUCCCGGUCAGCUGACAGACUGCAUGUCCCCCAGCAGGUCAGCCGCAAGAUGAGCACCAACUCGGAGUAUGCAGUCAUCACAUAUGCCUGACUGAGGACAGCUGGUGCUGGGAGAGGACAGGAAGAAGAUAUUGCCUACACAUCUGGUUUUUGAUAUAGCCUACAAUAAUAAUACAUGUCUUUUUUUCCCUUUCUUUUUAAAGAUAAUGCUGUUUUAUAUGACUCCUAUUGUUGUUGAUGUUGUUUUUUAGGUGUUCUGUGUUUGUAAUGAGCCCACUUUAACUUCCAAUAAAGCCUUUUUUGUAUGUGA